Molecule: messenger RNA, 1129 nt
Organism: Cyprinus carpio (common carp)
Lineage: Eukaryota; Metazoa; Chordata; Actinopteri; Cypriniformes; Cyprinidae
Product: receptor expression-enhancing protein 6
Source: RefSeq, a predicted model, not a curated record
CGAAAGCAUCCCAGAGACACGUUAUCAUUCAUACACUUCUGUUUAACUGCAUAACGUUACACUUUCAUUUCAGCAGCGAUGUUUACCAUAUUUGCAAAGAUAAAAGACCGCGUCGAGGCUUUUUUGAACGAGAAGAAUAUAGUCACUGACUGUCUCAAUAAAAUCGAAGAAAAAACAGGCAUCAAGAAACGUUAUUUAGCGCUCGGUGCUGCUGGUGUGACUGGAGCGUAUUUAUUAUUUGGAUAUGGUGCUUCUCUGCUCUGUAAUCUGAUUGGUUUUGUUUAUCCCGCAUAUUACUCUAUCAAAGCCAUAGAAAGUCCUGAUAAGGAGGAUGACACACAAUGGCUGACAUACUGGGUAAUCUACGGCUUCUUCAGCGUGGGUGAAUUCUUCUCUGACAUUUUUCUUCACUGGUUUCCUUUCUACUAUGUGUGUAAGUGCUUGUUCCUGUUGUGGUGCAUGGCUCCGGUCUCCUGGAAUGGUUCUCAGAUACUGUACAGGCAUAUGGUGCGGCCAUUUUUCCUGAAGCAUGAAGCCAGAGUAGAUGAGAUGGUCAACAAUAUAGGAGGGAAGGCCAUGUCAGCAGCUGAGAACGCCACGAGAGAGGUUCUUCAGACUCUGGUGAGAAACCGAACUAUUGGCCCAGCUGAGCCUGGAGCCAGAAGACUGCCCAGUUCUGCUCCUGCUGAACCCACUGUUGAUUAAACGAAAUACAGGUGGCCAAAGUGAUCUGAGGAUGACACCAACAUGCAAGAGAUGCAGCAUCGGAAAUUGAAGACAUAAAUUCUGACAGCUGUAUCAUAUGGUCUGAUUGUAAAGACCUCACUGAGUGAAUCAAUGCCUGAUUUUCACACAGCCAAUGUCAGGAGUGGAGUUUUGGACUUUAUAGUUUAAUAACCUGGUGUAUUUAUUUAUUAUUCUUCAUAUAAAUUUGUUGAGAUUGUUCAGCACUAAAACAUAGAAAAACCGAAAUGUACUGUAGGAAAUUCAAUUGACAUUCAACAUUGUACUGUUAUUUAUUUAUAGGUAGUAAUUUGUAUUCAUGGCAUCUGUCAGGGAUUUUGUAAUCUUAUUAUUAUGAUAAAAAUGUAAAUCUUCAAUAAAUUUUUGUAUUCAACAUUUGAAAAGA